AGAAUAAAAGUGGAGAGUCUUUGCAGCGUGCAGUAAUUGGUUUUUGGUUCGCUGCUCGUAGUUGGUUCUGCAUUGAUAGGGCGAGCGGUAUGUUUUUUUUUGAAUGUGCCACUGUUUUCGCAAACAGCUGAAAAUAAACAUUCUCCACAAGAAAGAUGGUGACGCCCCCGGCGCCGGAGCAGCAGUCGGGCGUGAAGGAGUCCGGGAUCCGGUUGAUGAGUCGGCUCGUAUACAUUGCAAAUAUGUCUGGGUCUGGAAACAUGUACACUUCUGAUGCGCAUUUUUAAAGCAGACAAAUAUCUGUCAUGCAUGGACCGCAAAAGCUGCUUCUUUCUUGUCGCCCAAAGAGGGGACUUGUCAUGCAGGUCAGGCAUUGCGAAACCUGCUCAAAACCUGUGAUGCUAGGACUUGCAUGCGCGACCUUCCGUGUCAUGCACAAACAGCAUCACGCUCUUCCAGAGCCAGACAUGUUUGCGUUUGAUAGCUCGCGCUCGAGUACAACGCCGUGAACCUGAGUCAGGGCUUUCCCAACGAAGCCCCGCCCCCCGAGGGUGUGGUUUCCAUCGUCUGCGCGCUGCUGGGCGGCAGCGCGGACAAGGCACAGGAAAUCGCGAAGAUGCCAGCGCAGGAUCUGCUACAGCAGAUGGUGGAGAGGAGGAGUGAAGCUGAUAAAAAUUGCUCCAGCAGUGUUUCUUUCGAGGACUUCAUACGGCAAAUCAUCACAGAGAAGAACGCCAAAGACGCGCACUCCCAGUACUCCAUGCCGGUGGGGCGGCCGCAGAUUCGAAAGUGCAUCGAGGAGUACUACGCGAGGUGGUACGGGGGGAACAAAGGCUUCCUCAACGGCGUCACGAACCAGAAAAACGUCGACGCCGAGGCGAACAUCACGGUUACGCUUGGCGCCACGGAAGCCUUCGCCGUGGCCCUGCGGUCGGUGUGCCAGCCGGGGGACUCCAUUCUGGUGAUGGAGCCCUAUCACGAGCUGUAUCCGCAGCAGGCGAAGGUUUUCCAUUUGAAUUGCGAAAUCACGACGUUGUUCGAGGACGAAGCGGCCAACGCCUGGCAGUAGGCAAGGCAAAAGCAUCGUACUUCCGUAAAUCGCAUGCCAAAGUAUAAUUUUUUCGAAGGGAAAUAAACUGUCAUGCAGAUUCUGGUAGGAAAAGAAAACCACAUUUGUCAUGCAUUUUGGUUACGUCGAAUACAAUAGUACGAUGCUUUUACGAGUGGAUAGGCAGCUCAGCUUCGACGACAUCCGGCAGAAGAUGCGACGGUGCCGCGCGUUGGUGUUGUGCGACCCGCACAACCCGACCGGGAAGGUUUUUACCAUACCGGAGCUGCAGCAGCUGUGCCGGAUCUGCUUGGACAACGACGCGUACCUCAUCACGGACGACAUCUACGAACACAUGAUUUACGACGGCGCGGUGCGGAGCAAGCACGUGCUGCCCGGGUUCGACACGGCCCAGGUCUUGACGAAGGAAGCCGGGUUCAGCGACGAGGACGUGGUGAAGAUGGGAAGUCUCUCUCUGCUGAUGAACUCGGUGUCGAAAUCCUUCUCCUGCACGGGCUGGCGGGUGGGGUGGCUGAUCUGUCCGCCGCACUUGGCGAAGACCGUCCGCGCCGUGCACGACCAGCUCGUGUUGCAGGCACCGACACCCAUGCAGCUGGGGGUGGAGAGCUUGCUGGAUAAAAUGGACGAAGAGUACUACCGGUAUUUGAAGAACAAAUACGAGGAGCGGCGGGACUUUUUAGUAACUACGCUGAAGCAACUGAACUUCGAGAUCAUCGGUCCGUUUGCAGCGUACUACAUCUUCGCGAAAUUCCGGAAAGUCGAGAAGCUGAAGCACUUCGAAACGGCACAGGACGCGUGCAUGUUCUUACUGAAGAACUGCGGUGUGGCAACUGUUGCGGGGGACACGUUCUACAGUAACAAGGAGAAGGCAAACGAGUACAUUCGGUUUUGCUUCUGCCGCCAAAUGGACGACCUGGCGGAAGCGGCGGACCGGCUGAAGAAAAAUCUGCAGUAGAAAAAGGAACAAUUUCAGGUUCUCGCAGUCCCCUCCCUUUCUUGUGUGGACGAGCUAGCGAUAUUGUGAUCGUGAAGUGAACGCGUUGCCAACAUGCUCGUGUAGAGAUGUUCCUGCUGUAGCAGAGGAACAGCCACAGCAUGCGGUUUUGAUGGGAAAAGAAUAAAUACAGCGACGUCGGAAACAUACAACAGCAGUCUAGUUAAGGGUUGUUGUUCGAGUGGCUGCUAUUGCUCCGACCACCACGUCGGAUUGGAUAUCGGGGACGCUGAAAGAACAUGAGAAGACAUAGAAACACGACACAUAGUACAAGGACUCCUUUUUGUUGUAUUUGACACGACUAGCAGAGCUGGGCCUCAUCUUCCCUUUUGGCGCAACAGGAGAGAAU
This is a messenger RNA of Amoebophrya sp. A120, 2412 nucleotides long. Lineage: Eukaryota; Dinophyceae; Syndiniales; Amoebophryaceae. The record is from the annotation of a GenBank genome assembly.